Molecule: messenger RNA, 1487 nt
Organism: Callorhinchus milii (elephant shark)
Lineage: Eukaryota; Metazoa; Chordata; Chondrichthyes; Chimaeriformes; Callorhinchidae
Gene: wdr5
Product: WD repeat domain 5
Exons: 14
Coding region: 178-1182 (334 amino acids)
Cellular component (GO): Set1C/COMPASS complex
Molecular function (GO): histone binding
Source: RefSeq, a predicted model, not a curated record
GCUGUGCGCAUGUGUAGUCGCCGCUCCCGCCACAUCCCCGCCGAGCGGCCACUGAGCGAAAGCGGCCCCGGGGCCCCGCGUAGGCCCAGGCCCGACACCAGCAGCGGCACCAGAUUGACUUGCAGCUGCAGUGUCUGCUGAAAGACCCAGCGCCUCUCACCAGGCAGCUUGGCAGCAAUGGCGACGGAAGAGAAGAAAGGAGAGUCCGAGCCUACGAAAGGGCAGUCCACACCCUGCUCUUCCACCAAUCAAAGCAAGCCGUCUGCUGUAAAACCCAAUUAUACCUUGAAGUUCACGCUCGCUGGCCACACAAAGGCCGUCUCUUCUGUGAAGUUCAGCCCAAAUGGCGAGUGGUUAGCCAGUUCCUCUGCUGAUAAAUUGAUUAAAAUAUGGGGUGCGUACGAUGGCAAGUUUGAGAAGACCAUAUCAGGACACAAACUGGGAAUAUCUGACGUUGCCUGGUCCACAGAUUCAAACCUGCUUGUAUCAGCUUCAGAUGACAAAACUCUCAAAAUCUGGGACGUGAACUCGGGCAAGUGUUUGAAGACACUGAAAGGCCACAGCAACUAUGUUUUUUGCUGUAAUUUCAACCCGCAGUCCAACCUUAUUGUUUCCGGAUCGUUUGACGAGAGUGUGCGGAUUUGGGACGUAAAGACUGGGAAGUGCCUGAAGACUCUGCCAGCACAUUCAGACCCUGUUUCUGCUGUACACUUCAACAGAGAUGGAUCCCUCAUCGUCUCCAGUAGCUAUGAUGGACUCUGCCGAAUUUGGGACACUGCCUCGGGACAGUGCCUUAAAACACUGAUUGAUGACGAUAAUCCUCCUGUCUCCUUCGUGAAGUUUUCGCCGAACGGCAAAUACAUUCUGGCAGCCACCCUCGACAAUACUUUAAAACUUUGGGACUACAGUAAAGGAAAGUGCCUGAAGACCUACACCGCGCACAAAAAUGAGAAAUACUGCAUAUUCGCCAACUUCUCGGUUACGGGUGGUAAGUGGAUCGUGUCGGGAUCAGAGGACAACUUUGUUUACAUCUGGAACCUCCAAACAAAGGAGAUAGUGCAGAAGCUACAAGGACACACAGAUGUUGUCAUCUCCACCGCCUGUCACCCAACAGAGAACAUCAUUGCAUCGGCAGCAUUAGAAAACGAUAAGACAAUCAAACUCUGGAAGAGUGACUGUUAACGGCACGGACUGUCUCUCAGGACUGCCAGGCACUGGGCGGCUGGCCUUGCCCUAGGACAGUGCCACCUGGACUCCAGACCGGCGUCACCACAGACUGUGCACAUGACGACCGCCGUGCUGAGCCACUGGGAGGAUCGAAAGGAAUCUUGGUUUAACCACGAUUCCAAACACUGGGCAAAUUAUGCUAAAAUAACACACACGACUAAAAUUGAUUUUUUUUUUUAAGUGACCAAAUCAGUUUGUGGCUUCCUUACUCCAGUCUUGUGAGGGUUUUUUUUAUAUAUAUAUAAAAAAAAGUAAACCUA